Aspergillus terreus NIH2624 is the source of this 891-nucleotide messenger RNA. RefSeq lists its product as uncharacterized. The record is from RefSeq and is a predicted model, not a curated record. NCBI's taxonomy places the organism in Eukaryota, Fungi, Ascomycota, Eurotiomycetes, Eurotiales, Aspergillaceae. The transcript is spliced from 4 exons. Bases 1 to 891 code for a protein of 296 amino acids.
AUGUCGAGCAACCAUGCACACCGUGACCACCACUUUUACGACCUCCCUAUGGGGGGCACGUUCGCGGAGAAGGCGACCAUAGCCUGCUUUACCGCGAUCGCAUGGUAUAACGUCAUGGAAUUGUUCGUCAUGUGCUUCACGACCUUCAGACGAUACAGCGGGCUGUACUUCUGGAGCCUCCUGGUCGCAACGACCUGCAUCCUCCCCUUCUCCGUCGCCUAUUUCCUGAUCGCAUUCGAGAUUUUUGUCCACUAUUUCACCGUCACCCUGGUGAUCAUUGGCUGGAUCGGCAUGGUCUGGGGCCAGUCGCUCGUCCUCUGGUCGCGUCUGCAUCUGAUGGUCCGCAGCCGCACGAUCCUCCGCGGCACACUGGCGAUGAUUAUUACCACCGCGAUCAUUUUCGGGCUCCCUGCUUCGGCCCUCGAGUACGCGGUAAACGCGAUCCACGCCGACAACGUCACCCUCGCGUUCAACAUCAUGGAGCGCAUCCAGUUGGUCGGCAUUUCCCUGCAGGAGGUCAUCCUCUCCGUCAUAUACGCGUGGCAAGCGUGUCGACUGCUGAAACUGGGGCCAAAAGAUCACUUCCGAGGGGUCUUGGUGCAGCUCCUGCUCGUCAACCUGCUGAUGAUCUCCCUGGAUGCAGCCGUCAUCGCGGUCCAGUUCGCCAACCUCUACACGAUCCAUGUCACGCUGAAGGCUAUGGCGUACAGCCUGAAGCUGAAGCUCGAAUACGCUAUCCUGGGGAAACUGGUGGACAUGUCCCGGAUGUUCUGUGACAAUAGCUUUUCGGACCCGGACGCGCCGCUGUGUGUUCGUGAAACGACCUUGGGUUCUGGAGCGUAUAGAUCUAUACACGGAAUAUUUUACAGAAAAGGAGUACGAAGCAUCUAG